Molecule: messenger RNA, 998 nt
Organism: Diospyros lotus (date-plum)
Lineage: Eukaryota; Viridiplantae; Streptophyta; Magnoliopsida; Ericales; Ebenaceae
Exons: 3
Coding region: 197-712 (171 amino acids)
Source: RefSeq, a predicted model, not a curated record
AGCCACAGACCAUCUUCUAAUAAGUUCUUCUUUUCUUUGUGACUGACUGACUGACUGUGGAUCCUCUCCUCUGUAAUUAGUAGAUCAUUCGUCAUACAUUUCCCCCAUAAAUCUCACUCUGAACCACGCUAUCAACAUCACCAAGCAUUGAUGCUUUAGAUUAGAGAGAGCCAGAGCCAGAGCCAGAGCCAGAGAGAUGUCGAGGCGAUCAGGCGGCUGUUUGAGGUGCUGUUUGGUGGUUUUCGCGGUGGUCUCGGCUCUCUGCGUCUCCGGACCCUCUCUGUAUUCGAAGCUCAACAAGGGCUUAAGCUUCGGAGCGCCUUCUUCUUGUAGCCCUUGCGUGUGUGAUUGCCCUCCUCCUCUCUCGCUCCUCAAGAUUGCUCCUGGCUUGGCCAAUCUUUCUGUUACAGACUGUGGAGGGAAUGAUCCAGAUCUCAAAGAGGAGAUGGGAAAGCAGACUGUGGAUCUGUUGACGGAUGAGAUGAACUUGCAGGAGACUGUUGGUCAAGAGCAGGCCCGCCAUAUGAACAUUACGUUGGCAGAAGCCAGAAGGGUAGCUUCCCUAUACCAGAGGGAGGCCGAUAAAUGCAUAGCUGCCACAGAGACUUGUGAGCAGGCCAGAGAGAGCGCUGAGGCAUUGUUGACCAAGGAAAAGAAAGUUACUUCCUUGUGGGAACAAAGAGCACGGCAAGCGGGUUGGGAAGGUGAAUAAGCAUUAUAUACAUUCUCAUCUUGUUGCUGUAAUAGUUGUGAAAUAAAGUGAAUCAGCUACAAGUGAAUUUGUUACGUGUUUAUCAGUCUCGUUAAGCAGAACAAUGCUCUCUCUCUCUCUCUCUCUCUCUCUCUCUCUCUCUCAUAUUUUUGUGCCCUAAAUAGCUUAUCCAUCAAGCAUACCAGAUUUAUAGCAUAUGAAUGUGUGAACUUGAUUGCUUGCCAUCGUCCGAGUUGGUUGGUUGAAGUUACCUAAUUAUUAUUUGCUAGGUAAGUUACCUAAUUAA